AUGGCGCGCGUCUACGCCGACGUCAACCAGAACAUGCCCCGCAGCUAUUGGGACUAUGACAGCGUCAACAUCAGCUGGGGUGUUCUCGAGAACUACGAAGUCGUCCGCAAGAUCGGGCGAGGAAAGUACUCGGAGGUUUUCGAAGGCAUCAACGUCGUCAACUACCAGAAGUGCGUCGUCAAGGUUCUCAAGCCGGUCAAGAAGAAGAAGAUCAAGCGAGAGAUCAAGAUCCUGCAGAACUUGGCUGGCGGGCCCAACGUUGUUGCACUGCUUGACGUCGUGCGAGACUCACAGUAUGUCAACAAUACCGACUUCCGAAGCCUCUAUCCCAAGUUCAACGACCUUGACGUGCGAUUCUACAUUCUCGAGCUGUUAAAGGCUCUCGACUUUUGCCACAGCAAGGGAAUUAUGCACAGAGACGUAAAGCCUCAUAACGUUAUGAUCGAUCAUGAGAACAGAAAGCUGCGUCUUAUCGACUGGGGUCUGGCUGAGUUCUACCAUCCUGGAACGGAAUACAACGUCCGUGUGGCCUCUCGUUAUUUCAAGGGCCCCGAACUGUUGGUUGAUUUCCAGGAGUACGAUUAUAGUCUCGAUAUGUGGAGUCUCGGCGCCAUGUUUGCGUCCAUGAUUUUCCGCAAGGAGCCUUUCUUCCAUGGUAACAGCAACUCGGACCAGCUGGUUAAGAUCGCCAAGGUCCUUGGCACCGACGAUUUGUUUGACUAUCUUGACAAGUACGAGAUUGAGUUGGAUGCUCAGUAUGAUGAUAUUUUGGGACGAUUCCAGAAGAAACCUUGGCACAGCUUCGUUACAUCGGAAAAUCAGCGUUUUGUCUCUAACGAAGCCAUUGAUUUCCUCGAUAAACUGCUGCGUUACGACCACCAGGAGCGUCUGACCGCAAAGGAAGCUCAAGCCCACGCCUAUUUCAACCCUGUUCGAGACCCAGAGGUUUUCAAGCAAAACUUGAUCGGCGCUAAUGGAGGACCGUACAAGUCCUGA
Messenger RNA from Trichoderma gamsii, 996 nucleotides. Its product is annotated as casein kinase II subunit alpha. NCBI's taxonomy places the organism in Eukaryota, Fungi, Ascomycota, Sordariomycetes, Hypocreales, Hypocreaceae. Gene Ontology annotation, cellular component: cytosol; nucleus; protein kinase CK2 complex. Bases 1 to 996 code for a protein of 331 amino acids. Gene Ontology annotation, biological process: regulation of transcription by RNA polymerase I; DNA damage response; regulation of transcription by RNA polymerase III. Gene Ontology annotation, molecular function: protein serine/threonine kinase activity; ATP binding. The record is from RefSeq and is a predicted model, not a curated record. The transcript is spliced from 6 exons.